AGAGUGUUUUGAGCCAUCCUUGAUGUUGCAGUGUUGCCACACUGAAGCAGGUAGUCUUCAGAGCCCUAAACACCUGUCCUAGGACCUGUGAUUAGUGUUUCUUCAGGAUGCUUGGUGAAGGAGGGCAGCUGAGUGAAGCUGGUCCUAAAUCAGUUUGUGCUGUUGGAAGUGGCCACAUGUCUGUCCUGUUACUGCCAUAGAAGAGAAGAAAGGAGGAGGAUCUUGAGUGGACAGAAGCAUGGUCAACUCGGAGACCCCCUUCAGGAUUGGUGUCCAGGUGUUCUUCCCCUAUCUGCUUGCUGGUCUAGGCAUGGUCACAGCAGGAAUGGUGCUGGAUGGGAUUCAGCACUGGGAUGUCUUUAAGGAGAUCUCAGAGAUAUUUAUCUUGGUGCCUGCUCUGGUGGGACUGAAGGGAAACCUGGAGAUGACCCUGGCCUCCCGACUCUCUACUGCAGCCAACACAGGGCAGCUGGACGACCCAAAGCAGCAGUGGAGAAUGGUGUGCAGCAAUCUGGCUCUCGUUCAGGUGCAGGCGACGGUGGUGGGCCUGCUGGCGGCAGGGGGGGCGGUGGCUCUGGGAGCGCUGGGCAGGGGGGCCGUCCAGCUGGAUAAUGCGGCGGUGCUCUGUGCCAGCAGCGUCAGCACAGCCUUCAUCGCAGCCCUCUCUCUGGGGCUGGUGAUGAUCGGAGUGAUCAUUGGCUCACGGAAGGUUGGCAUCAACCCCGACAACGUGGCCACCCCUAUCGCUGCCAGCCUUGGGGACCUCAUCACCCUCUCUCUACUGGCCGGGGUCAGCAGCUUCCUCUUCCAGGUUAAAGAGAUGUGGUACCUGUCCCCCAUCGUGUGUGGCUUCUUCCUGUCUCUAAUCCCUCUCUGGUUGGCCAUCAUCCGCAGCAGCCCACCAAUCAGGGAGGUGCUGCGAUCCGGGUGGCAGCCCGUCAUUCUGGCCAUGUCAAUCAGCAGCAUUGGUGGGCUGAUUCUGGAUAAGACCAUGAGCAAUCCAAACUAUGAGGGCAUGGCGGUCUUCACUCCGGUCAUUAACGGGGUCGGGGGGAACCUGGUGGGCAUCCAGGCCAGCCGCAUCUCCACCUACCUGCACUUCUGGAGUGUUCCGGGGGUCCUACCCCACAAGAUGAGGCAGCACUGGCCUGACCCCUGCAUGACCUUCUGCAUGUCAGGGGUGAACUCCACCUCAGCGUGGGUUCUCAUGGUCUUGGUGGUCCCUGGUCACCUGCUGUUUCUCUACACCAUCUACCUGCUCCAGGGUGGGCACGCGUCAAUCACACCCACCUUCACCUGCUGCUACCUGUGCGCUGCCCUCCUACAGGUGGUGAUCCUUCUGUAUGUGGCGGACCUGCUGGUGCGUGGGAUGUGGAGGCGGGGGCUGGACCCUGACAACUUCUCCAUCCCGUACCUGACCGCGCUGGGAGACCUGCUGGGGACGAGCCUCCUGGCCCUCAGCUUCUGGGUGGUGCUGGUGACUCAAGGGGCCAAGCCCUAAGAGGGGAGCAGGGUGAAGAGAUGGAGAUGGAGAGAUGAGCUGGAGGAUGAAAAGAAAACUUUGGGAGAAAUAGCGAAGGAGAGCAAGACAGAAAGAGAGAGAGGGUGAGAAAGAGAGGAAGAAAGUUGGUUAGUGAGAGAGAAAGAGAGAGAAAAAGAGAGGGAGAAAACAUGAGAGAAAAAAAAAGUAAAAAAAAUGGAACUGGAGGACAGUUGCUAAGGUGCACCUAAACAGAAGAGUACCAGUCCAGAUAACGUUGGCCCCUUCCUCAGCCGAAUGAACACUUCCAAGUGGACAGUCCUGAUAUCAGCGUCAGCAUCUCCCCUGAUGCCCACUGCUCACCUGGAGGCUCUGGACACAAGCUUUUACUGCGACAGAGGACAGACAAUAGGAGAACCACCAUGACACCAGAUGCUACAUAAUCUGCCUCAAUGCUCAUCACAGGCAAAUAUACAAUAUAUACUCUCUGAGAUGUUGUGCAGGCUAUAGACAAGCUUGGUGUAUCAAGUCCACUGCCUAGUGUAAGGUGUUAGCACAUACUCUCUACGGCUAGAUAUUGUACAGCAAUGCUAAUGCAGUAGUAGUCCAGUCGAGAAUUUGUGAAAAUCGCAACCAAGGUUUGUUGUAAAUGCUUACGGUGUCAAUGCACAGUAUUGAAGCAAUAAUAGUGUAUGUUUUGGUCAAUAGUGUGUGAGCAUGUGUCUAUCUACUGCUUUAAAAUGUCAACCAUCCCUGUCAGAUGAGAAAGUAGACAUAGUCUAUAAUCAGAGUAUACUAUUUUAAUUUCAAGCAAGCAAGUAUUUUUCUAGAACUAACAUAGAAAGCCAGAAUAUUUUUGAUAGUCCGCCAUCCAGUCAUGUAAGCUUUUCUUUCUUGUAUCCUGUAGUUUCUGAUGUCAUUAAGUUGACUGUAAUAAGAUUAUGCACUAUACUGCCAAAGUAUUGAACCAUGGCCUAUGGAAAUGUUUAGAUAUCGUGGGAGAGUUCAAUAUAUUCAAGAUAAAGCUUUUUAAACAUUCAAGUCAUAUAAUUUUACAGUAUGUUGCAAAAUAGUGCAUGUUCUCUCGGAAAAACAUAUUUAUAUGCAAUUCCAUUUGCACUGGGUUUGAUUCUAAUAAUGCCUAUACUGUCACUCAGCUAGCUAUGUCUCUAUCAAACAAGGCUGGCUGCAAACACUUACUAUUCAAAGACUUGGAGCAUGCAAAGCUUCACUUGCUGCACUGUACUGCAUUCUGUGCUGUGGGACUGACAAUAAAUGUGCCAGUUGUGCUGUA
Messenger RNA from Alosa sapidissima (American shad), 2774 nucleotides. RefSeq names its product solute carrier family 41 member 1-like. Gene Ontology annotation, molecular function: monoatomic cation transmembrane transporter activity. Lineage: Eukaryota; Metazoa; Chordata; Actinopteri; Clupeiformes; Clupeidae. Gene Ontology annotation, biological process: monoatomic cation transport. The record is from RefSeq and is a predicted model, not a curated record. The transcript is spliced from 10 exons. Bases 239 to 1501 code for a protein of 420 amino acids. Gene Ontology annotation, cellular component: plasma membrane.